Molecule: messenger RNA, 1200 nt
Organism: Rotaria sordida
Lineage: Eukaryota; Metazoa; Rotifera; Eurotatoria; Philodinida; Philodinidae
Source: the annotation of a GenBank genome assembly
AUGGAAUCUAAUGAUUUUUAUAUAACUAUUUCAUUACCAAUAUCUACUAAUGAACAAAUAAGUUCUAUUGAACAUCUUAUUAUCGAUCAUUCUUGUGCUAUCGAUGAACUUUUCGCUAUAACAUCUUAUACUCCACAUCUUCAUCGUUUAAAAUUGUUGAGUCUUACUGAUCGAAAUGUAAAUAUUAGAAAUAUUAAACCAAUGAUAUUACCAAAUUUAACACAUCUUUCUAUGCAUAUAUAUAGUAUAACGUCAUUUACUAUAUUUCAAAAAUUUAUUAGUAAAUUAAAUUCAAAAAUAAAAAUUUUAUCAUUGACAACAAUAGUUGAAGAUAUUACUUAUCUUGAUGCUGAUCGAUGGGAAAGUUUUAUUUUAACAAAAUUACUUCAAUUAGAAAAAUUUUAUUUUAAAUACAGUGCAUAUUUUGCAGAAAAUUAUGAAACUCCGGUGUAUAUUGGACAACGCGAUCAAUUUAUUUCAUCAUUUUGGCUUCAACGACAAUGGAUAUUAGAUAUUGAAUUUGAAUUUGAAAAUAUCAUUUAUUCAAUCCGUCCAUAUCGAAAAAGAUGGUAUGAAUAUGAUACACAAAAGACGAUGAUUAAUUCUUCUGAUAAAUUAUCAAAAUCUAUUCGACUUAGUCUAGAUGAUCUAUAUCCUGAACAAUCGACGAAGACAAUAUACUUAAAUGAUUAUAUUAAUUAUGCAUUAACUUUAGCACAAAUUUAUCAUUUAGAAAUUCAUGCAAAAAUUUUUUGUAAUAAAUUAAUGGAGAUUUUACAUUUAUUACCUGAUGUUAUAACAUUAAAAAUUUUUUCUUUAUCAAUUUUACAACGAGGAGAUUUAUCAGACGAUGAAAUCGAAUUUCUUUGUAUUCUAUUACCUAAAAAUCAAAUUCGAAAAAUUUGUUUUGAAAAUAUGGAAGACAUGGAUGAACUUUAUAUGUUACUUUUAAUUUGUCCACGUAUUAAUCAUCUUCAAAUUCAAUGUGUUAAUUAUAUGCAUGCUGAAUUGUUAACAGGACUUAUUUUAAUAGAAAUUAAAGGUGUAUCCAAUUCUUUACUUGGAUUAUUAUGUUUUUCUAUUCCAGAAGCACAUGAUGAAAUGAUUGAAAAAUUAGAAAAAAUGAUUGAUAGGGAAAAUUUACGUUUUGAUUUUAUAAUUAAACAUGUUAUGGAUAAAAUUUAUUUACAAUGGAAAUAA